Messenger RNA from Cynoglossus semilaevis (tongue sole), 3150 nucleotides. It is a transcript of the gene dab2, whose product is annotated as DAB adaptor protein 2. The transcript has 15 exons. Bases 531 to 2843 code for a protein of 770 amino acids. NCBI's taxonomy places the organism in Eukaryota, Metazoa, Chordata, Actinopteri, Pleuronectiformes, Cynoglossidae. Gene Ontology annotation, biological process: receptor-mediated endocytosis; negative regulation of canonical Wnt signaling pathway; positive regulation of endocytosis. The record is from RefSeq and is a predicted model, not a curated record. Gene Ontology annotation, molecular function: cargo receptor activity; clathrin-cargo adaptor activity. Gene Ontology annotation, cellular component: cytoplasm; intracellular membrane-bounded organelle; clathrin-coated pit.
CAUACGUUUCAGGCACAAGUUUCCACAACAACCGAUAAACGGAUGAAAUGUCCGAACCUAUAAACAGUUAUCGGGAUAAUAAAUAGAAAACCCUGAGAAUUAACAUCUGUUAUCUCGUCCUGUACAGCUCUCAUUCCCUCCAUGAAUCACAUCGAUGACCUGCCUGAUCAGACUGAACUCUUUCUUGUUCCAUAUCACAGAUCAACUAGAGCCGCAAUUUAAAUCUUUAAACCCAUUUAUUGAUGCUUAGCUGAGCAUCACGAGAUCUUUUGCGUUCUGCUAGCGUAACAUUAACCUCGGGUAAUUGCUCAACCUUUGCCCACUGUCAACCUUUGGUCCCGUACUCACAACAACGAGAGUCUUGGUCUGUGUCGGCAGGGAGUGUGGUUCCUGGAGACAAAUAAAAAAAAAAGAAGAAUGUGUGGGUGUUAGGAGACGUCUGCCGACUUGACCUCACUGCCCCUGAACGCAGAGCUGUCGUCUUCUUUUCUCCUGACCGUCCACUGGCCCAGUGAGGCUCCCUCCACACCAUGUCUGCAGAGGUGGAGAACAGCGUCCCUGCUGACAGCAACCCCGCUUCACCAACAACAGGCUCCACCUCCACCACCCCUCCUGCCUCUCCUGCCACGGCCACGUCCAAAAUCCCCUUCAAAAAAGAGAAAAAAGUUCCAGAAAAAACAGACGAGUACUUGCUGAGCAGGUUUAAAGGUGAUGGGGUGAGGUAUAAGGCUAAACUGAUCGGUAUCGAUGAUGUCUCAGACGCCCGCGGAGACAAGAUGUGCCAGGACUCUAUGAUGAAACUUAAGGGCAUGGCAGUAGCUGCUCGCUCCCAGGGCAAACAUAAACAAAGGAUCUGGGUCAACAUUUCCAUGUCGGGAAUCAAAAUCAUCGAUGAAAAAUCUGGAGUGAUUGAGCAUGAGCACGUGGUGAAUAAAAUCUCCUUCAUCGCCAGAGACGUGACCGACAACAGGGCGUUUGGGUAUGUGUGCGGUGCAGAAGGACAGCACCAGUUCUUUGCCAUAAAGACUGCACAACAGGCAGAGCCACUGGUUGUCGACCUGAAGGAUCUCUUCCAGGUCAUUUUCAACAUUAGAAAGAAAGAAGCGAAAACAACACAGAAGGGCGAAAAUGGCAGCGUUGUUGUUGAGAAUGGAAAUGAUGCCCUGUUGAAUUUUAACAAUGAAGCAAAAGCUGCUCAACCAGUGGAGGAGCUCAACCUUUUUGGAGCUGUGUCAACCCCCCCAGACAUCCAGGCUCCAAAUGACUCAAAUGACAUUUUUUUGCUGGACUUUUCCGCCGAAGUUGACAGCAAUCAAAAUUGCAUAAAGGGAAACUCCUUUGUCAUGUCGUGUUGUUCAGACAGUAGGACAGAGAACGCCCUUUCCUCAUCAUUUGGUUACUUCCCAGUCCCAGACAAUGACCCUUUCAGAGACGACCCUCUUUCUCCGCCAGCAGCCAAUAAUUCCCACGUCUUCACCACGGCUAAUACUGCACACACCGAUGCUGGCAGCACUCAUAUGGCCAUUGUUAACGGUGUCUUUCCUGAAAGUCUCAGUCACCAAAUUAACGGCUUAACCAGCAAGAACAUGAUCCUCGCGUUGAGUAACGGACAGUGGCCACUAGGGGGCAAAAUAACUCAAGGCAGCACAACAAGCAUGAUGGAUGGAAAUGAUUCUAGAUCGGUUCUCGCAAACAAAAAUCCCUUUUUUGACUCGCCUUUGAAAAAUUCACCCGUCACCAAUGGCGUGACUCAUCAAGCACAGGCCCCUGUCACCCAUAGCAAGGAUUCAGUUGUCAUAAGCCCACCUCCGCAGAACUCUAAGGCUGGACGAGGUCGAAGGAGUACAAAGUCGACAGGAAGUGACCUUUUUGGAGCAGAACUCUUUGCCGCUCCUGUUCAGUCUGAGGCUUCAGUGGCACCACAUGACCUCUUCAACAGUGCUGCGGCCAACUCUGCCCCUUCUUCACUAGCUGCCCUGGGGAACCUUCAGCUGAAUGCUCCAGCAGCCACCAGUGUCCCUGCAGUGAACAUGUGGGGAGCCUCCACUGCUCCACCCUCCAUGUUUCCUAUGCCAGGUGUGACAGCUCCAGGUCCAAUGCCUCACUAUCAACAGCCAUCUGGCUUUGGCGGCGUACCCAUACCACCCACGGCCUGGGGCCAGCCGGGGCCAUCUCAGUUUGGUGCCCCUCCACAUGCCUGGGGCCAGCCUCCACCUGCUGUUCUGCCUGGUACUGCAGGGUGGGGUCAGCCGGCAACAACCAAUCCUUUCCAUGCCGGCCCGUUCCCUGUAAUGGGUGAGCAGCCGGGUCCAGCUCGCCCUCCCCCUAGACCGCCCGCUAAAGAAGCACCACCCAAGGUGGAGAACAGUGCCUUCACGGCUUUGGACCCUCUCGGAGAUAAAGAAAAGAAGAGUGGAAAGGACAUGUUUAAAGAUUUUCAGAUAGCCAAGCCUCCAGCUAUCCCAGCCAGGAAAGGGGAGCUCGCGUCCAGUGUUGCCCCGGCCUCCAGCAGCAGCGAAGCCGGUGCAUUUGAUCAGUACUUUUCCAGUAAAGUGGGUGUGGCUCAGGAUGCCGCAGAUCACGACGAUUUCGAUAUCAAUCAAAUGUCGGCAGUUGUCAACGAUGUCCCAAAACCUGCUCCUGCUGCUAACCCUCCUCCAAGCUUUACCUCCGGCCUCCUGGGCGACGCCUUCUCUCAGGGACAAAGCCUCAAUCAGAACAUGUUUGAUGAUGCAUUCGGGGCUCCAACCUCUAGUCCAUUUGGGAUGCCUGUGACGGCGUCUGCUGGUAAGAGUUCUGGUACAGCCACCUUUGAUGAUCCUUUUGGAAAUCCCUUCGCUUGACAACAGACCUAAUAGUUAAUGGAAGUAGAGUAAAUGGAGCCAACUGAGAUAUUCACGUCGUUUGGACAAUCAACUUCAAAUCUGAGACAUUCCAAAACUCUUUUUUUCCUUUUGCUUCCAUAUAAUGCCGGAGUUUUCUUUCUAAUCAGUAGUUCUCUAAUUUCCGAAGACCACUUGAUCAAAAAAGUAAAUGCCAUGUCGUGAUCUGCUGAAGAAAGAAAUUGAAUGUGUGAGAGAAGUGAUGCCCAGUGAGGCGUACUGUGGAUGCUGUGUGUAUUACAGAAAUAAAAAAAAAAUUCAGCCUAAA